Messenger RNA from Trichomycterus rosablanca, 3141 nucleotides. RefSeq names its product transmembrane protein 161A (gene tmem161a). The coding region runs from base 71 to 1561 and encodes 496 amino acids. The transcript is spliced from 12 exons. The record is from RefSeq and is a predicted model, not a curated record. Lineage: Eukaryota; Metazoa; Chordata; Actinopteri; Siluriformes; Trichomycteridae.
CAAGUGUGCAGCACAUGUGUAGCCGCUGUUAGUUGUAUGGAUGCACACUGUUUGACAUAGUUAAAGCAGAAUGGCACUGAUGGGAGUUCAGCUGGUUGUCAGCUUGCUGGCUGUCAGCAUAAUGCAGAAAAUGGCCCCGCAUUGCUCCUUUGCACGCUGGCUCUUGUGCAGUGGCAGACUCUUGAGGUUCAAGCAUCCAUCCGAGGGUGAACUCUGUGCGCUAGCAGGGAAGCAGAUGCCUGGCAAAACCAACAGGAGAGACAGGAGGCAGAAUGGUCAUAGCGAGCCAAAGCCACUUACAGUUCCAAAAGACAUCGAUCUACACCUGGAGAGCACCCCUGUCAACGUUCUAGAUGCUCUGGUUCUGCGGUUCUUUGUGGAGUAUCAGUGGUUGGUUGACUUUGCUGUCUAUGCAGCGGGCAUCUAUCUUUUCACUGAAGGCUACUAUGCUGUGGUGGAUGCCAGCAAAGAGAUCAACAUUGGAGCCAUCUGGUGUGUCCUGAUGGUGUUCUUUUGCCUGAGGACUCUGCAUGUUCUGAUGAGCCACUACUUCCGCUCAGAUGAGGGCGGUGAGCGUUCUGUAUGUCUGGCGUUCGGUUUUCUCUCUUUGCUUGUGGCCAUGCUGGUUCUGGUGGUGAGAGAAGACUUUCUGGAGUUUGGACUUGAGUCUGGUUUCACCAGUGUGUUUGAUAACUUUGAAGUGUUUGCCAAACAACAAGGCCUCGAGUGGUCAAUUCCGUUCACCAAACUGGGAGUGAAGUUGGGCUUGGCAUUUAUUUGUGCCUUCUUGGGAGCUCUGCUUGCUUUUCCGGGACUUCGCCUGGCACAAACCCACCUAGACGCCGUACAGAUGAAUGCCAGUCGGCCAAUCAUGCAAAUCCUUCUGCACAUGAGUUUUCUGUCCCCGCUGGUUAUUCUUGUGAUGUGGAUCAAGCCUAUUGCUCGGGACUUUCUGGGAAAUACUCCUAUGGGAAAGACGUCAGUUACCUUACUUUCCAGUGCAACUUUCGAUUCAGUACGCCUGUGGACCAUCGUGGGACUGUGUGUGCUGAGGCUGCUGCUGACCCACCAGCACCUGCAGGCUUACCUCAACCUCGCCCCCAAAUGGGUGGAGCAAUUAAAAAAAGAAGCUGGCCGUAUUGCUGCUAUUGACAUCCAGAGAAAGGUGACACGUGUUUACUGCUACCUGACAGUAGUCACUAUGCAGUACGUCAUCCCAGUUCUGCUUGUACUCUUCUCAACUCUGGCACUAAAGUCUUUAGGUGAUUACUCAUGGGGUUUGGGCGCUGAGACUCCAGGAGUGACGCCGGCACCCAUCCUCCCAACUGCCCCUCCUCCUGUACUUACUCAAGAUCCCGACGAGGACGAUAUCGAGGACAUGGAGGAGGACAUCCAGGCCACGGUGGCUCACCUGUCCGAGGUCUUUGCUGCGCUGCGCUCCGUCCUCACCCCUCUCUUCUUCAGAGGAAUUUUUGCUUUCCUGACCUGGUGGGUAGCAGCCUGCCAGCUUAUCAGCAGCCUGUUUGGCAUUUAUUUUCACCAGUAUCUGGUGCAUAGCUAAGAAGCAUUUCCUGUCCUGUCAAUCAUAUCGAACUGCUGCACCAUCAAAUUAUACAGCCCUAAACUCCAACACACAUCAGGAUGUUUUAUACCUGGUGGUGACUCGGAGUGGAGGCAGGGACGUGUUCGGUUUAUGAAGAAGGGAAUGCUGAACAAGCUCGUCUUCUACCACUGAUUUGGAAACUUUAUUUUUGAACAGAAUGUGAAUUGUGUGUUAGUUUUUUUUUAUUUACCUAAAUGUUGUUGAUCAGCCAGGACAUGCAUUGUGUCUGCUGUUUUUUCAAACUUUGCACUGGAGCUAUUAGACAGAGCAGCGUAGCGUGACUCUCCGUACUGGGUACGACUUUUUAACAAUACAGUUUUUAUCGAUAUAUGGCUUCUGCUUUGAGUAGUUGAGUCUUAAUUUGCAUUUGUAGAUGCAGUAACAAACGGUUUGCCUUCAAGAGUUUUCUGAAGUAUUCAUAAGGCCAUUAGGGGGGAACACUCAUGUUUGAUGCAGUGCCGUCUGUAUUGGCUUAUGUCCUUGCCAUUUCAAACAGACAUUUUUUUCAGUUAUUGAAUAUUUUCAUACUGUUAUGGAGUGUAGAUGGUCCUUAGAUUACUAGCAAUCAUGUAUUGAGAAGUUGUUUUUUUAACUGUCAAACUUAUCCUGUAUGCAGUGGUGAACCUAUCAGCCAAGCCUUUUUGUUAAUGUUUUUUUAUACUUAAUGAUGAUAGUAUCACAUGUUUACCUGUGGAAAGUGUUAAAACAAGUACUCUGCAAAACUUUCCAGUCCUGUAUUGCCUCUGUCUCACCCUUCUUCACAUAAGGAACUGGCCUGUUGUCCUGUUAGUCCUGUAAAAGGCAGUUCAAUUUUACCUAAGGUCCAAUCUCUUUUGGAAUGGGAUUUGUUUAUUAAACUGAUCCUUGCACAAGUGAAUUGAUGGGAAUACAAGUCGUAGCUCUAGUGCAAAGUUAAAAAAGCUCAAAUUAGACUCCAAUCUUUAGGCUAAAUUUAAUUUAAAUGUUAAGAAAAAAGCUAAUUGCUUAAGAAUCAUACUCUGUUAACACUAAACUUGUUUAUGGCAGGAAUUAAAUCACUUCCAGUAAAAGAUCCCUUCUUAUUUGUUAGUUUAGUUGAUGGACUGACUUGUGAUCCUAAGUGCCUGCUAACUCAGGGAGGUGAAAGAUUUUUUUUUUACUACCAGCAUUUGCUUUAUUGUACAAGUUAUCAUACAGCAUAAUAUUUUUAACACUGUAACUUUACAAUCAGCAGCUCACAAAGCUAGAUGUCAUCAGGCUUAAUCACUCCAGUUUCGGUCAGUAUGAAUGCUGAUGUGUUGAAUAUCAUUUAAUGUUUUUUCCCCUUCCUAGUAAGGUACAUUAUAAAUAGCUCUAAAAUAAGAAGCAGCUCAUACAAUCCAGGCUCAGAUAGACAUGGCUUAAAGAGUAUUAUAAAUCUUACCCAAACUUAUUUAUUGAUUCUGUGCCAUUAGGCAAAUACUCACUCAUUUAAAAUAUGAUUUUGUUAAACUUUGUUUUUGGAAUAGUUGAAUGCAUGGUGUGAUGAUUUGUUUUACUGAGAUUGUGUGGUUUAUUAA